AUGGAACAAAUUAAGGAAUUGGACGAGGUAGUUAAGUUUAAAAGUGCUGAACUUAGAAUUGUUGGAUUUGUUGGGAUGUCUGGUAUUGGUAAAACCACUCUCGCAGAUGCUUAUUUCAAAAAAUGGACAGAUAACUUUGUCUUUAACAAGUAUAUCUUUGGGAUCCGUGAGAAGUCAAAAGAACAUGGGUCGGAUUGGUUGAAGGGCAUACUUAUGAAUGGGGAAGACAAUGAUAACGCUGAGAUGUUCACUAAGAAAAUUCUUGUUGUUUUGGAUGAUGUGAGCCACAAGGACCAAUCAUCUAUCGAAGAACUGGUAGACGAUACUUACGUGGUCUCUGGUUUGAACGAUAAAGAAGCUCUUCAACUCUUCAACCAUCACGCAGAAGGGAGUUUCCCUGAGCUAUCCAAAAAAUGUGUGGAGUAUGCUGGAGGCAAUCCACGAGCCCUUGAGGAAUUGGGAAAGGAGCUUUGUGGGAAAGACGAGGAUCAGUGGGAAGCAAGACUAGUAACCCUGCCACAUUGUUGCAAUCCCAAGAUCCUAACUGAACUGAGAUUCAGUUAUGACAAAUUGAGUGAUCAACAAAAGGAUCCGUACGUGCCUGAGUCUGGUGAAGCUGUUAGAGAUCUUGUUGAAAUGUUGUUGAUAUGCAUCUCUGCUGGCCGAAUCGAGAUGCAUAAUCUACUGUGUACAUUGGGCAAGCAACUUGGUUCAUCCAAUGAAAACAAGUCGGGGGAAAGAAUGUGGAAUGAUGACGAAAGUAUUGUGACUCUGUGGUCAGAACAUGGAAAGAAGGAAAAGCACAAGGUGAGAGGUAUUUUCCUAGACACUUCCAAAUUUGAAGAAAACAAGGGAAAGGCCUUAGAUAAGAAAGAUUUUAUCAGAAGGUUCAACCCGCAGACUCUGCGAUACCUCAAAAUCUAUGAUUCUCUUUGUCCUCAGCAAUGUGAAGUUGACUGUAAAGUAAACUUGCCCGAGAGGCUUAACUUUCCAUUUCCAGAGAUUCGAUAUUUUCACUGGCUGAAAUUCCCUCUGGAUGAUCUUCCAUCAGACUUUAACCCAAAGAAUCUUAUUGACCUCAGGCUUCCUUACAGUAAGAUUAAACAUGUUUGGAAAGAGGCUAAGCAUUUAACUUUUGCAUCAAAAUGA
Messenger RNA from Camelina sativa (false flax), 1149 nucleotides. Lineage: Eukaryota; Viridiplantae; Streptophyta; Magnoliopsida; Brassicales; Brassicaceae. The record is from RefSeq and is a predicted model, not a curated record.